AGCAGCGGCUCGUGACAGGGAAGGUUGAAGAGGUGAUAGUGACGGAGAAGCCAGAGGGAGACCAGGAAGAGUAGGACGUGGAGGAGAAGCUGGAAUAGAAGGAGGUGGAGAAAGAAGAAGAGGAUGAGGAUGUGGCAAAUCUGGCGUGGAGGGAUACGGGGUGGUGAAUGACGUCACGUUGCUAAAGCGACGCGGCAACGCUAAGCGUCUGCGUGGGCCGGUGGUGGUGUCUGGGCCGGGAUCAAUAGCGCGCCAGCAACCAGGUAGUAGAUGUGAGUGCCUGUGGGCUCCUCAACGACGGCAGUCCAGGAGACGAACCUCCCGAGGUAAGACCCUUUCGACGAAUCGAGUGGAGCUCCAGUGGCACACCGGACAGCACCAUGCCAGAAUCACAGCAACAGAGGACCCUGAUUAUUUAGGACCAUCUUCAUCUCCAGGCCGCCGCGAUGUGGCCUGGAGUACAACUUCUACUACUGUUACUAGCAGUCCUGCUACAUUCUUCAAGAUGUUCGCAGGCAAAAGUGAACUAUCGAGAGAAGGAGAAAGAGGUGUUGGACAACAUCCUAGGUCCAGGAAGAUACGACGCGCGUAUCCGGCCGAGCGGGGAAAAUGGAACAGAUGGGCCGACAAAUGUGCAGGUCAACAUCUUUCUCCGCUCUAUCAGCAAAAUAGAUGAUUAUAAUAUGGAAUACUCCGUACAAUUAACAUUUCGGGAACAAUGGAUUGACGAGAGACUAAAAUUUAAUGACUUCAAAGAUCGACUGAAAUAUUUAACAUUAACAGAAGCUAAUCGCGUAUGGAUGCCGGAUUUAUUCUUUGCAAAUGAAAAGGAGGGUCAUUUUCAUAACAUUAUUAUGCCCAACGUUUAUAUACGAAUCUUUCCAAAUGGUUCGGUUCUUUACAGUAUACGGAUAUCAUUGACACUUUCGUGUCCCAUGAAUUUGAAAUUGUAUCCUCUGGACAAACAAAUUUGCUCUCUACGCAUGGCCAGCUAUGGAUGGACGACUACAGAUUUGGUCUUCCUUUGGAAACAAGGUGAUCCCGUCCAGGUUGUUAAGAACUUACACCUGCCUAGGUUCACUCUAGAAAAAUUUCUAACUGAUUAUUGCAACAGUAAAACAAAUACCGGAGAGUACAGUUGCCUGAAAGUAGAUCUCCUCUUCAAAAGAGAAUUCAGCUACUAUCUCAUCCAAAUCUACAUCCCCUGCUGCAUGCUUGUCAUCGUCUCCUGGGUCUCUUUCUGGCUGGAUCAAAGUGCUGUACCGGCUCGAGUAUCGUUAGGCGUGACGACACUACUGACGAUGGCCACGCAAACAUCGGGAAUAAAUGCCUCACUGCCACCAGUCUCCUACACAAAGGCCAUCGACAUUUGGACAGGGGUAUGCCUGACCUUUGUGUUCAGUGCACUUCUCGAAUUUGCUUUGGUGAAUUAUGCGUCGCGUAGCGACAUGCACAGCGAUAACAUAAACAAAAAAUUUCCACCGAACGAGAUGGAACAUUCUUCCUCGGUUGAUCCAACAUCGGAGAUCCUCGACGCGGACAGUUCAGCGAAUUUCGCUAUGAAGCCUCUAGUCCAACACCCGGAGGAUUCCAUGUCGAUGGAUAAAAUGCAGCCGUGCGAACUACAUAUGCCACCGCGAAAAAAAAACUGCUGCAGGUCGUGGCUGUCCAAGUUCCCGACGAGGUCCAAGCGCAUCGACGUCAUAUCACGAAUAUUCUUUCCCAUCGUAUUCGCAUUCUUCAACCUAACGUACUGGUCCACGUACCUGUUUCGGGACGAAGUGGGGGGCCAGUAAACUUCGACGAGGAAGCGCUCGGAUCAAGGGACGUGGCUCGCGGCCAUCCCCAUCAUUAUUCCUACGGAAACACACAUCGUUCACGUCCUAGACAUCGACAACAACAACAACAACAACAACAACAACAACAACAACAACAACAACAACAGCAGCAGCAGCAGCAGCAGCAACGGCAUCGGCAACGGCAUCGGCAACAGUUGUUACAGUCGGUGCAGCCGUCGCAGCAGCAGCAGCAGCCACAGCACCACCACCAUCACCACCACCACCAUCUCCAUCACCAACAAGAACGUCGCCGUCAUCGUCAUAGAGUGCAACAACAAAUGCUACAGGCACCACCACCACCACCACCACCACCACCUCUACCACCCCAACAAGCACCCACAGGACCGUCGUACUCGCCCGUACAAACGUUCGAAGACGAUCGUGGCUACUCGCCGAGAAACUCCAAGCAUUCCUGUAGAAGCUCGACGAGAUCGUCGCAAUCGGCUUCGCCGUCACCGUCGUCGAGAACGGCGACCCCAUCGCCACCGUCGGCACCCGUUAGGCCGGCACCACCUCAACGUUUUCAUCGUUUCCCACAAUUUUCUUCGGCUCAUACCGGAAGGUGCUGUUGGGGUUUGUUACCCCGCGGGUGGUUCACCUGCAAGGCCAAAGGUAGCGCUAGAAUCGACUUUAUAUCGCGCGCAGCCUUUCCUCUCAUGUUCAUCCUCUUCAACCUAGCCUAUUGGUCCACGUACCUCUUUCGAGGUGAGGAUUCCGUGGAUUCGAAUUAGUGAGAUGCGUUCCGACUGCGAGGCAGAAGAGAAUCGACAAAAAGAGAAAAAAAAAAAAAUGUAAGAAAGUGGAUCAAGAUCAAGGAAUAAUGGAAGAAUGAAUGAAAGAAAGAUAGAUAGAUAGAUAGAUAGAUAGAUAGACAAAAUAGAUAUCGAAUGAACGAGAUUAGUUUCAUUGAUGGAAUGAAAUACAGGUCAUCAAAAUUUGAGGCAUGAUAUAAAGAACAAGAAUAAGAAACAAACAAACUACUCUAUCUUGCUUGAAAACGAAUGUUCUUUGGCCAAUUUCGUCGGUCACACCAGACCACGCGAGGAAGUCCAAGGGGGAAUGAUUUAAUUCUAUCGAAAAUGGAAACGGCGGACGUAGAAAGAGAAAGUAUAAAAGAAUAGGAAACGGAGAGAGGAGGAAGAGGGGGAGGAUGAAGAUGAAGAAGAAUUCGGUGACGACGCUGAUAUGGAAGAAGAUGAUGAAGAAGAAGAAGAAGAAAACAUGAAGGAAUAUCGGUGUGGGACAAGUUGUUCGGACGUGAAAGUGAUGGAACUCUUGCGUUGCCUUUCUUCCAUCAAAAGACAACGUGAGAAGUAUACGGAAAACACACACACACAGAACACACACAUUGAUUAAACCGCACACACAUAUAUGCUGGUGUCAUCAUGCUCUCGAGACGAUAUAACAUACAAGUACCGAGAGUUGAGGGUUCGAGGGACACGCGUCAUAUUUGGAUACACAAAUACACGCACACACACACACACGUACACGUUGAUAUAUACAAAAAUAAUACAUCUAUUAACACUUAAAUACACUGCACAUUUGUACACGCAAAAAAAAAUAUAACAAAUAAAAUAACACACCACACACACACAAAUACACAAGUACACAUUCGGAAGACCGCGUGCCACAGAGACUGAAGAGAAAUCAACGCAGUGGGCCCUGUAUAGCCACGGCCUGUUAACAAUUUACAAUGCAUAUAAGUUUAUAAAUACUAUAAACCUAACGUAUUGAGACAAGUAAUUCGUUAUUGCAGUCAGUGAAUCCUUUAUAUAUGCGUAUAUAUAAAUAUAUACAUAAAUAUAUAAGUAUACAAUCGUAAGAUUUCCAGUCUCGUGAUCGUCAUUCGAAAGACGGACAUCGGAUGAAAAAAAAAAAAAAAAAGGGAGUGGAAAAAAAAAAGAUCUUUCUAAAGAAAACUAAUUAUGGGAAAAUGAUAAACUAAAUGGAUUUCGUUACAAAAUAAUAUUAAAAUCAAAUAAGGUAUAACGACAAAAAAAAAAAAAGGAAAAAAAA
Messenger RNA from Polistes canadensis, 3854 nucleotides. RefSeq names its product glutamate-gated chloride channel (gene GluClalpha). Gene Ontology annotation, biological process: signal transduction; nervous system process; chloride transmembrane transport. The coding region runs from base 447 to 1796 and encodes 449 amino acids. The transcript has 11 exons. The record is from RefSeq and is a predicted model, not a curated record. Lineage: Eukaryota; Metazoa; Arthropoda; Insecta; Hymenoptera; Vespidae. Gene Ontology annotation, cellular component: neuron projection; membrane; synapse. Gene Ontology annotation, molecular function: neurotransmitter receptor activity; extracellular ligand-gated monoatomic ion channel activity; transmembrane signaling receptor activity.